This is a messenger RNA of Rhodamnia argentea, 2645 nucleotides long. Its product is annotated as NADH-ubiquinone oxidoreductase chain 3. Gene Ontology annotation, cellular component: NADH dehydrogenase complex. Lineage: Eukaryota; Viridiplantae; Streptophyta; Magnoliopsida; Myrtales; Myrtaceae. The record is from RefSeq and is a predicted model, not a curated record. The transcript has 3 exons. Bases 2084 to 2443 code for a protein of 119 amino acids. Gene Ontology annotation, molecular function: NADH dehydrogenase (ubiquinone) activity.
AGGUUCAAGUCCUGCUAUACCCAAACCUACCUUACUAUAGUAGGUGAUGCGUAGUAGCGUUCAAAGAUCACUCUUUGGCCUUUAGACUCGCUUCAGCGACUUUGCCCUUUAAGUGACAAAGGGGGUGAGCCGCUCCAAGCCGAAAGCGAUAGCGAAUCCCGAACUUGCCCACGCUCAUCCAAACCGGCCUCAAAAAGCGAUCGGAAAGCAAAGCCCUUCCUUCCAAUCCAAGCCGACGAAGCCGCCCCUAUAUCUAACCACCGCUCACCCCGAUCACAUAUUGGCACGUUCAUGAUGCAUCAUGAUCAAAAGGCCCUAAAAAAGACCUAUGCAUCAGUGUACUGUCAUGAUCAUAUAUUAGCUCGAUUUUUUGGACGGCUUGAAGGCGAAGCCGCCUAUUUCUUCGGGCAAAGGGCGCUCCCUCCUCCUAACUCCUUCCACUUCUCCCCGGGACAGGGACUACGGCUUGACCUUCGAGGAAGAACUCCGUGGGACCCCUCCUUUUAGGGCGCCUAGAUAGUGAAAGGUUAUCCCUUUGCAACGCUGGAAGCUAAGCAAAGUCACGAAGCUGGCUGACUACGCUCGAGCAGAGCUCAGGCCCGGAGGUGGUGGCUGAACUCGCCACAGAGUUCAGGAGCGAGUAAGACUAUCUUGGUGAAUGCAAUAAGAAUCGGCUGCUCGCCGCAGCAGAGUGCUUUGCCCAUGCUGCUAUCCGCCGCCGAAGCGCUCUCAAGGAAUUCGUGCUUGGAUGUCGAGAUCAGGGGACUCUAUCCAAUCCAUGCGGCGAAAUCUAUUUGUGGUGGAACAAACUCAAAUCCAAAUAUAUUUUCCGAUACAAGAGAUCGGCCCCGAAGCAAGGUAUGGUGGGUGCCAGCAACUUAAACUUGUUAGGAGUAGGGGCUGAAAAGAGCUCUUUGUAUAGCUUGGCUUUGCUGGGCUUUGAUGCUUACAACUUAGAGAAAGGGGAAGGUUUGAGAAAGGAGCUUUUUAGCCCUUUUGCUGGAUUGUUGGUCCGCGGCCCCGCUCUAUAGAUAGAAUGAAUAAGGAGAGGCCUAUCGAUGACAUGACCGAGCCACUCUUUUACUACUCCUUACCUUACCCCCUUGUCACUUAAGGGGAAGCAAGAGAAGGGGGCCCGCUGGAAACCUUCGCCUUCGGCUCCAUACUGAUCGGGCCGGCCGGCCAUGAAGGGACAUUACGAACUUCUUACUGGUAAUACUGGGCUGUAUAUGAUCCUGAUCAGUGAUCAGUAUAUUUUCAUAUUCCGGAUCCUUAUGUGCUUUUUUUUUCUUAUACUAGCGGCGGCAGAUCCAUUAGUAAACAGGAGCUGCUAUCGUUCACCCGGCUGGAUGUCAAUCUGACGGAUGGAUAGGCGUAGCAGAAAAGAAAAGAUAGGGUCAAUUACGAGAGGAAGGCGGAGGAAAGAAGACGAGAGAGCAAGCCCCAGGAAAGUAUAGGUUGGCUUGCAGCUACCACGGCCGUAAGAACGACUCGAAAGACGGGCCCCCGCCCCGAGAGUCGCGAUAAAAUCUUUCGGAAUCAAAAUUAUAUCGUGGUAGCCUACAAUGGUUGCUUUCCUAUGCCGUUCCAUUCAUACGAAGCCAAGCCGAUCCGAUUUAGGCCUAGGACCCAACUCCGAACCCUUUGCCUGGCCUCGGGUGGUGGAUCGAAUGAACACUCAACUGCGUCAUCACGGCAGCGAUGGAUGUUUAACCUUUAUUUAUAUCUUAUCCUUCUUUAUAAAUAAAGAGAAAGGCGGGGAUGGACUCUGAAAUACUCCUCCGAUCGGUUCCGACAGUCUUUUCUUCACCUUCUCUUCUCGGCAUGAUCCAGGCGUUCAAGCUAGCAGAUCAAAUCAUGGGUUUUCAUCCCCGGAGAGGCAAAUGAGUCGGUUGGUUGAAAUGCGGUUAUGCCGGGUGGACUAAAGUCAAGUGGGAGGUGGUCUCGUAUUAUCUUAUAAUAGGAGGACGCCCGCUUUUAGCUCUAAGUCAUCGCUUCCAAUCCUAUUCCUAUAAUAGAACGCUUUUCUUUUUUUCGGUAUGCCGCUCCGCGAGCAAGGAGCGAGAGAAGCAAGCGGGCUGUGAUGAUGUCAGAAUUUGCACCUAUUUGUAUCUAUUUAGUGAUUAGUCCGCUACUUUCUUUGAUCCUACUCGGUGUUCCUUUUCCAUUUGCUUCCAAUAGUUCGACCUACCCAGAAAAAUUGUCGGCCUACGAAUGUGGUUUCGAUCCUUCCGGUGAUGCCAGAAGUCGUUUCGAUAUACGAUUUUAUCUUGUUUCAAUUUUAUUUAUUAUCCCUGAUCCGGAAGUCACCUUUUUCUUUCCUUGGGCAGUACCUCCCAACAAGAUUGAUUCGUUUGGAUCUUGGUCCAUGAUGGCCUUUUUAUUGAUUUUGACGAUUGGAUCUCUCUAUGAAUGGAAAAGGGGUGCUUCGGAUCGGGAGUAAUCACUAGUGAUAGGGCAAAAAUCGGGGGUAAGGACAAAGGAAAGAGCGAUGCCUACAUUAAAUCAAUUGAUUCGUUAUGGUAGAGAAGAAAAACGGCGCACGGACCGUACUCGAGCUUUGGAUCAAUGUCCCCAGAAGCAAGGAGUAUGCCUGCGUGUUUCAACGAGAACACCGAAAAAACCUAAUUCAGCUCUACGUAAGA